AUGACUGUGUUUUCAGCAAUUUUGUGUAAAAAUUCGAGGAUCAUUGGUGGUGAAAUCGUAAAUAUAGUGGAGUAUCCUUUUAUGGCAUUCUUGAGGAUCGAAAAAACUGGAGAGCUUAUAUGUGGUGGUGUAAUUAUAAGUAACUAUCACAUUCUCACAUCAGCUGUUUGUAUUAAAAAGACUCAGAAUGAUAAAGUUGUUAUUAAGACAGGGAGUACUAGUUCAAAAAGUAUCUACGGUCCAACGUAUCAAAUCGACUUGCUCUUCAUUCAUCCCGAUUUUACGGAGGAUGACACAACUACGAUAAAGCUGCAUGAUUUCGGUGUAAUAAAGCUCAAGGGUCAUAUACAAUUUGAUCAGGUUCAAUCCAAGUUACGCCUUCCAGUUAAACAUUUACCAGAUGGUAUUAAUUGUAUAAUCCUCGGAUGGGGCCUAACAUCUUUUCCCUUUAGCACUAUUUCAUUGUUGUUACGAAAGGGUUUGACAAAAACCAUUUCUAAUGAUGACUGUUCACGCAUUCGUGGGGUUGAAAUUCAUAGAAAUUUGAUAUGUAUUUCUACCUCUGAAGAAGUCAGCGCCAACUUUGGUGAUCGUGGAGGUCCUUUGUUAAGUACCGCUAAUGAAUUUAUUGGUAUCGCAUCUUCUAUUGAGCCAUCUUCUGGAAAUAUACCCAAUAUAUAUAUAAGAAUUUAUCCUUAUCUCGAUUUCAUUAGAUCAGUUAUUAUUAAUUAAAUAUAGCACUUAACUAACGAUAACAAAGCUGAAACUGCCUGUAAAAGUUUAAUAUUUUUAUCUAUUAAACCAUCGACAAA
Messenger RNA from Ceratosolen solmsi marchali, 812 nucleotides. Its product is annotated as venom serine protease 34-like. Gene Ontology annotation, molecular function: serine-type endopeptidase activity. Bases 1 to 732 code for a protein of 243 amino acids. The transcript has 4 exons. NCBI's taxonomy places the organism in Eukaryota, Metazoa, Arthropoda, Insecta, Hymenoptera, Agaonidae. Gene Ontology annotation, biological process: proteolysis. The record is from RefSeq and is a predicted model, not a curated record.